UGGUUAGAAGUUGUUAGUGUUACUCGUGUCAAAAAAAUUAUAAGUCAGUUGAACCCUAUAUGGCUUGUAAAUUUAUUAUUUGAUGGACAAGAACAUGUGGUUCGAUCUAACUUUCAAUAUUAAUGUUACAAACUCCGCCGUUUCGACAUGGAAUAUAAUUUUCCGGAGACUGGGAAGGAUCCCCGAUUCGUGCAGUUGCUCCAACAAAUGCACAAAGCAUUUUCAGUCAUGAAAUCAAGUCUAAGAAUCUGGGAAGAAGCUAUAGAAAAGUCUCAGCCAUAUUUGAAAAGAGUACAGAACUUGUCAGAGCAACAUCAUUGCUGUGUGCAAGCUCAGGGGUUAGGAGAUAUUGUAAAAAAGUUUCCUGACGUCAGAGAAAGACUUCUGUAUAAAAUCGACAAGGAGAUCGACAACAAUAUGGUCCAUCUUUACAAUGCUGUUGAUGUUUGCAAAGAUGUAUGUGAUAAAGUUGCAAAGCAGUCUGCAAGAUGCCAAGUAGUCUACAACAAAACCAGUGAAGACCUUGACCUACUAACCCAAAGGUCACCUACUUGCCCCUCUGCUGUAGAAAUGCUUGAGUGGUUACAAGAUAGUGAACACUUAAUGAUGAAUCAAUACUUGAUCAGGAAACAUUCGCUAGACAAGUUUUCUCUGUCAGACAGGGACCAGGAGUCAGUCCUGUACAAACAGUGGUCCACAGAGGAUACAGCUCUGCUACAGACGAUAAAAGGGCAUCUCCAGUAUUUGGAAUUCUUUUUAGAAAUGAAGAUGAACUUCUACGGCACUGCUAAACGAUCUCUACGCGGUCAUAGGCGAAAAAGACAACAUUCAAGUGAUGAUGACACAGCUGAUGAAGAUGAGACGUGUAUGGAUGAUAUGCCACUAAUGUAUAGUAAUGAAGUAAGUUUCAAAAUGGAUGAGAGUGACUCUCUCGUCAACAGACGAAGAAACAGAGGUUUUAAUCAGUCCAAGAUAGGAUACUACAUCAAUGAAGGAUGGGCUCGGUCAUGUGGAAGAUGUUGGGAGAGGCUGUGCAAUAGGAGGAAGGAGUAUCAUGCAAGGACUGUACCUAUAGGACUUCAAAGAUCAUCGGAGGAGAAAUAUCCAAAGAAUGUCAUUCGCAAUCAGAAAUACAGUGUCAUUACAUUCAUACCAAAGGUUCUAUUUGAACAGUUCAAGUUCUUCCUAAAUCUGUACUUUCUGGUGAUGGCAUUGUCCCAGUUUAUACCUGAGAUAAGAAUUGGCUACCUGUACACAUACUGGGGACCUCUGGGUUUUGUGAUUUUUGUGACGAUGUGUCGUGAGGCCCUCGAUGAUUACAGAAGAUACAGACGUGAUAAAGAAGCCAACUCACAGAAAUACCGUAAACUAACUCGUGAUGGUUUGGUCCCGGUUCCCAGCAGUAACAUCAGAGUGGGCGACCUUAUUGUGGUCGAUAAGGAUCAGCGAGUGCCUGCUGACAUGGUUUUCUUGAUCAGAUCAGAUCAGUACGAGUGCCUGCUGACAUGGUUUUCUCACGUCAAUGUGGUAAGUUAUAACUUUAUAUCCAGUACAAAGCACACAGAAACUCCACAUCAAUGUGUACAAAGCACCCAGAAACUCCACGUCAAUGUGGAUAUUUUGGAUAUAACAGCGGAGGUGUACGCUGAGGCUCCUCAGAAAGACAUCCACGGCUUUUUGGGCACUUUUAAACGGUAUGAUGAACCUGUAGAAGAUUCUCUUAGUGUUGAGAAUACUCUGUGGUCCAAUACUGUAGUGGCCUCGGGGUCAGCCCUGGGGGUGGUGAUAUACACAGGGGCGGAGACACGUAGUGUGAUGAACACUUCCCAACCACCAUCCAAGGUUGGUCUCCUAGACCUAGAAGUCAACACACUGACAAAGCUGUUGUUUUUUGCUGUAAUAAUUUUGUCUGUAGUUAUGUUAGCUCUAAAGGGAUUUGAUGGACCCUGGUACAGAUAUCUCUUCAGAUUUAUACUUCUCUUCUCUUACAUUAUUCCUAUAAGUUUGCGAAUCAAUCUGGACAUGGGAAAGGCAGCAUACUCAUUUAUGAUCCAGAGAGAUAAAUCAAUCCCAGAAACCAUUGCUCGGAGCACCACAAUUCCAGAGGAAUUAGGUCGUGUUAGCUACCUCAUGUCUGACAAAACUGGCACACUCACACAAAACGAAAUGGUUUUCAAGAAACUUCAUCUGGGAACUGUGUCCUUUACCCCUGAAACAAUGGAUGAGGUACAGUCGCACUUGAGAACCACUUUUGCUCAACAACAAAAGGAGGCACAACCAUCCCAGCAACCUUUCCUGGGCCCCUCCAUGACCCCCUCUCGUAGCGGUGGUCCUGUACGACGGACGGUGAUCACCCGGGUGUUUGAGGCAGUCAGGGCUCUGGCUCUGUGUCACAAUGUGACCCCCGUGUAUGAGGAGAGUGAGAACAGUGACCUGGGAUACGAAACUGAGGCUGAUCAACAGAGCCAGCAACAAGUGGUGUACCAGGCCUCCAGUCCAGAUGAGGUUGCCUUGGUUACGUGGACGGAGAGCGUGGGACUGACCUUACUGAAGAGAGAUCUGAAUUCCAUGCAGCUGAGGGCUCCGAAUGGCUCCGUCAUCACAUACCACAUCCUCCAUAUCUUCCCCUUCACCUCAGAGACCAAGAGGAUGGGCAUCAUUGUUAAAGAAGAGAAAACAGGAGAGAUUUCUUUUUACAUGAAGGGUGCUGAUGUUGUAAUGCAGACAAUAGUACAGUACAAUGAUUGGCUAGAAGAAGAGUGUGGAAACAUGGCAAGAGAGGGACUCAGAACUCUUGUUGUUGCCAAGAAAAUAUUAACCGAAGAUCAAUUCCAAGAAUUUGAUACUCGCUAUCAUCAAGCCAAAAUGAGCAUUCAGGACAGAAAUGCUAAGAUCCAGGGAGUGAUAGAGAGUUUAGAGAGAGACAUGGAGCUGUUAUGUCUGACUGGUGUGGAGGAUAAACUACAGGACGGGGUCAGACCCACACUGGAAAUGCUGAAAAACGCUGGCAUUAAGGUGUGGAUGUUGACAGGAGAUAAACUAGAGACUGCUAUUUGUAUUGCUAAGAGUUCUAAGCUUGUCUCCCGGACACAGGACAUUCACAUCUUUGGAGUGGUCAGUGGCCGGACGGAGGCUCAUUUACAGCUGAACGCACUCAGGAGAAAGCAGGACAAUGCCUUGAUAAUCACAGGAAACUCACUGCAGGUGUGCCUGAAAUACUAUGAACACGAGUUUGUAGAGCUAGCUUGUCAGUGUCCGUCUGUUGUUGUUUGUCGAUGUUCUCCAACUCAGAAAGCAGACAUCGUGAAACUUCUACAAAACCAUACCGGGAAACGCACAUGUUCCAUAGGUGACGGAGGGAAUGAUGUCAGUAUGAUUCAGGCUGCUAAUGUUGGAGUUGGAAUAGUUGGUAAAGAAGGAAAACAGGCUUCUCUAGCUGCCGAUUUCUCCAUCACACAGUUUAGUCACAUUGGGAGACUUUUAAUGGUGCAUGGCAGAAACAGCUACAAGCGUUCGGCCUCCCUCAGUCAGUUCGUCAUGCACCGUGGACUCAUCAUUUCCACAAUGCAGGCCGUAUUUAGCUCCGUCUUCUACUUCGCCUCCAUUGCUUUAUUUCCUGGUUUCCUUAUGAUUGGUUAUGCUACAGUGUAUACAAUGUAUCCCGUGUUUUCUUUGGUGCUGGAUAAAGAUGUCUCCGCGGAAACGGCCAUGACCUAUCCUGAACUCUACAAGGAACUGGUCAAGGGGAGAUCACUUUCAUUUAAAACAUUUUUCCUUUGGGUUCUUAUAAGUAUUUACCAAGGUGGUAUCAUUAUUUACGGUGCUCUAUGGCUGUUUGAUGAAGACUUUGUUCACGUCGUGUCCAUUACGUUUACCUCCCUCAUCCUGACAGAGCUGCUGAUGGUGGCCCUGACAAUAAGAACGUGGCACUGGGCAAUGGUUGUUGCUGAAGUAUUCAGCUUAGCCAUUUAUAUUUUAUCACUUGUUGUACUGCAUAAUUACUUUGAUGGGACAUUCCUGAGGACGUGGGAUUUUAUCUGGAAGGUGGUCGUCAUCACGUCUGUCAGCUGUAUACCCCUGUAUAUCCUAAAAUACAUACGAAAGAAAUUCUCUCCUCCUGUCUAUGCCAAGCUUACGUGAGAUUGUGCGCUAUAUAUAGUGAACAAAAAGGAAUAUCAGGGUCCGCAUCAUUGAACUGUUUCUUACAAGAAAGAGGUUCCGGGUCAGUGAAGUUGAGUGUACAAGGAAACCAUUAGAACAUUUGUGCAAUUUUUUUAUUUUUUUUUAAACAUAUUUGAAUUCCAUCCUCUGUGGCUGAGUGAUAGCAUUAUUAUUUUUCUCUGUGCUUGAAGUACCAGCAUACUAUUUACAUAAUCAGUAGCGUAGUCUCUGUAUGACUGUAACAAUUUAUCAGUAAAUUCAUUACAGGAUCCAUAUAAUUUUGAAAAUACCAUUUAAGUGGAAAUUUUAGCAAGGAUUUUAUUUUGGCAUUAUAAGCAAGGGUACUAAGAUUGCUAAAAUUGAAUAUUGCUAAAAAUUAUAGGGUUUUAUUUGUUACACUUCUUAAGUGAGCAUUAUAAAAUCGCUAAAAUUACCAAUUUUUAAGGACAAAUCGCGAAAUUUGCGUCUCCCUAAAAUUUCCACUUAUACGGUAAUAUUCAUGAUUCCCAGUGCUAUGUAUAUCCAUCAUAAUAAGGCCUGAAACAGCAUAGGAGUUCUUCAAAAAUUAAUUCUGAUGCUAUUUUUUCUCUUCGAGGUAAAAUUUAUGGUACAAUCAAUAUACAUAUAAUGGCAAAUUUAACAAGACACUAUCCGUCUUUAUAAUCUCAACAGUUCAUUUAUUUUUUCUUGCAUAUAUUUUUUCUUUUUUGUGUUAAAUUAUAAAUUUAUUUUUUUUAUUGAAUCAAGUCAAGUGAUAAAAAUUGACUUCACUUUUUUUUUUCAAUUUAGUGGUUGAACCAGUGCUUAAUAUGACAGUUUUAUGUCAUUUUUCAUUUUUUUUCUGUGGAUUUUUUUCUUUUAAAAGGAAUGUCCAGUUGCAUAUACAUGUAGUACUUUCAUCACUUCUGUAAGCAAACAUUCAUCUGUUUAAAAAAAGUCUUUGAAUUAUUCAUUUAAAGAUCGUUAGCAUGUUCAUGUACUGGUACAAAUUAAAUACAGGGUCUAAAUUUACUGAAAUAUUUUAUGAAAUGCAUUUAAUUUUUAUUUCCAAUUUAUUUAUUGCUACAUUAUCGAUAUAUAUAUUUAAAUGUGGAUUGAAAUAAUACUUAUAUUUUACGACAUACACUGACAAAUUCUACCAAUAAUAUUGGACUAGCUGAUACAUGUAUACCUUUGAUGUUACAUAUUUUUUUUCUAGUGGUGUUUGGUUCACCUCUGAUGAAUAAAUGACAUACAUAU
Messenger RNA from Saccostrea cuccullata (small rock oyster), 5400 nucleotides. RefSeq names its product probable phospholipid-transporting ATPase IIB. NCBI's taxonomy places the organism in Eukaryota, Metazoa, Mollusca, Bivalvia, Ostreida, Ostreidae. The record is from RefSeq and is a predicted model, not a curated record. The coding region runs from base 148 to 4140 and encodes 1330 amino acids. Gene Ontology annotation, biological process: endocytosis; retrograde vesicle-mediated transport, Golgi to endoplasmic reticulum; phospholipid translocation. Gene Ontology annotation, molecular function: ATPase-coupled intramembrane lipid carrier activity; magnesium ion binding; ATP binding. The transcript is spliced from 34 exons. Gene Ontology annotation, cellular component: trans-Golgi network; endosome; plasma membrane.